Molecule: messenger RNA, 775 nt
Organism: Vanessa tameamea
Lineage: Eukaryota; Metazoa; Arthropoda; Insecta; Lepidoptera; Nymphalidae
Product: dynein light chain roadblock-type 2-like
Exons: 4
Coding region: 98-391 (97 amino acids)
Biological process (GO): microtubule-based movement
Cellular component (GO): cytoplasmic dynein complex; cytoplasm; centrosome
Molecular function (GO): dynein intermediate chain binding
Source: RefSeq, a predicted model, not a curated record
ACUCUCUGUCAAGCAAGUGACAGUUGUUGUCGUUUUCUCGCCCUCGCAUCAAAUUGCAAACAUAACUUUUUAGCUUUACUGGAAACGAUAUUUAAAAAUGGCGACAGAAGUAGAGGAAACUAUCAAAAGAAUUCAAGCCCACAAAGGUGUAAUCGGUGUCGUCAUCGUAAACCACGAAGGCAUUCCAAUUAAGAGUUCUUUGGAUAACGCGACUUCUGUUCUAUAUGCUGGAUUGAUCGGUCAACUUACAGAAAAAGCUAAAAAUGUUGUCCGUGAAAUGGAUUCUACAAAUGAGCUUACAUUUUUAAGAGCGAGAAGUAGAAGGCAUGAGAUAUUGAUUGCACCGGAUCGGGAAUUCAUAUUAAUAGUCAUUCAGAACACCUCAGACUAGUCUGUUUAUUUAUAAGAUGAAUUAAGCUUAAAUAUAAUUUUCUUCACAAUUAUAGUAUUGCACCAACAUUCUGAAGUCACAGAACAAUGUCUCUUGUCUGACCACUUGAUAUUACUUUGGGAUACUUCUUUGUUUGUAGUCCAUUAUGUGCAACACUAACUACUUCUUGUGGCUUUACCUGCAAUAAUUGAGUAUGCUAUGCGUUUAAUAUGUAUAUCUCAAUAGCCAUGAUACUCAGAAAGAUCAGUGCUAUUUGAGUGUAGCAAUAACAAAAAAAAUUAAAUACUAAAAUUUGGUACAACGAAAUUUUAGUAUAUAACCAUAUUUUGUUACUUGAUAAAUAAUUUAAAAAAUAUAUAUUUGCUGUGCAUUUUUGUGCAGACA